AUUCAUCCAGCAGCUAUUGUUUCCGCUGUUAUCUUGUUACAUUUUCUUUGCGCAGUUUUAUUCUUUUAACGCUCCUCAGUUUCCUCCUCAGUCCGGGUGGAUGAGCACGCGCGCUGCUCUCUCGCCCACUGCGUGUGACGUCAAACCAGCAUGGCGGUCAAGGUGCAAUCUACCAAACGUGGGGACCCAACUGAGCUGAAGGCAAUUUUCCAGAAGUAUGCCAGCAUAGUGGACAAGGAUGGCGAGAGGUUCAUGACCCCUGGAGACUUUGUCCAGAACUAUCUGGGACUCCACACUCAGAUUCUCCACAACCCUAAAACGGUCCAGCUCAUCGCAGCUGUAGCAGACACCACAAAGGACGGGCUGAUCUCAUUCCAGGAGUUUCUUGCAUUUGAAUCAGUCCUGUGUGCACCAGACGCCCUCUUCAUAGUCGCCUUUCAGCUGUUUGAUAAGACUGGAACCGGCACCGUUUCAUUUGAGAAUGCACGAGACAUCUUUAGCCAAACCACCGUUCACCACCACAUCCCCUUCAACUGGGACUGUGAGUUCAUCCGCCUUCACUUUGGCAACGACCGCCAGAAACAGCUCAGCUACUUGGAGUUCACCCAGUUCCUGCAGGAACUGCAGUUGGAGCAUGCCCGCCAGGCCUUUGCCCAGAAGGACAAAGAGAAGAAUGGUGCCAUCUCUGCGCUCGACUUCAGUGACAUUAUGUCCACGAUCAGACACCACAUGCUUACACCCUUCGUGGAGGAGAAUCUUGUCUCAGCUGCAGGGGGCAGCACCGCUCACAUGGUCAGCUUCUCCUACUUUAAUGCCUUCAACUCCCUCCUGAACAAUAUGGAGCUGAUCCGUAAGAUCUACAGCACGCUGGCCGGGACACGGAAGGACACGCAAGUGACUAAAGAGGAGUUCGUCCAUGCCGCCAACAAGUUUGGUCAGAUUACUCCUAUGGAAAUUGACAUCUUGUACCAGUUAUCAGGACUUCACUCUCCAUCUGGACGUCUGGAACUUGCUGACAUUGAAAGGAUAGCUCCACUAGAGGAGGGAAGUCUGCCCUAUAACCUAGUUGAAACCCAAAAACAGUCUCACAUGGACACUUCCAGGCCUGUGUGGCUCCAAGUUGCAGAGUCGGCUUAUAGGUUCACCCUGGGCUCUAUUGCUGGAGCCACUGGAGCUACAGCAGUGUAUCCCAUUGACUUGGUGAAGACCCGUAUGCAGAACCAGAGGUCCACAGGAUCAUUUGUUGGAGAGCUGAUGUACAAAAACAGCUUUGAUUGUGCAAAGAAGGUGCUGCGCUAUGAAGGCUUCUUUGGCUUCUACAGAGGUCUGGUUCCUCAGCUCAUUGGUGUGGCUCCUGAGAAGGCUAUCAAACUCACUGUGAAUGACUUCGUAAGAGACAAGUUCACUGAAAAGGACGACUCCAUUCCUUUAUUUGCUGAGAUUCUUGCUGGUGGUUGUGCUGGAGGCUCUCAGGUAAUCUUUACCAACCCUCUGGAGAUCGUGAAGAUUCGCUUGCAGGUAGCAGGCGAGAUCACCACGGGGCCUCGAGUCAGUGCUUUGAGUGUGGUCCGUGACCUUGGCUUCUUCGGCCUUUAUAAGGGUGCUAAAGCUUGCUUCCUAAGGGACAUUCCCUUCUCCGCCAUCUACUUUCCUGCUUACGCUCACCUCAAGACUCAAUUCGCUGAUGAACAAGGCAGACUAGGACCUUUACAGCUUCUUACUGCUGGAGCAAUUGCAGGCAUCCCUGCUGCAUCCCUGGUUACACCUGCUGAUGUUAUCAAGACGCGUCUGCAAGUUGCAGCACGAGCAGGACAGACCACCUACACGGGAGUUGUUGAUUGCUUCAGAAAGAUCAUGAGGGAGGAAGGGUUCAGCGCUUUGUGGAAAGGAGCUGGGGCUCGUAUGUGUCGGUCCUCCCCUCAGUUCGGUGUGACUUUGGUGACUUACGAACUGUUGCAGCGAUGGUUCUACAUUGAUUUUGGUGGACAUCGUCCAGCAGGAUCUGAACCGACUCCCAAGUCACGCAUUUCAGAGCUUCCUCCCAUCCAUGCAGAGCAUGUCGGCGGCUACCGCCUGGCUGCAGCUACAUUUGCCGGAGUGGAAAACAAAUUCGGUCUUCACCUCCCCAAGUUCAAGUCCUCUGGUGUUGCUUCCAUCCAUCUUUCAGAGGCAGCUGCUGCCGGUCCUGCUAAGGCACCAUAAUCAUCUCCAACUUCAUAUUGCUUCUCUACUACCAGGAGCCAGACACUUAGAUCAACACAAACAAAGCACACACGACUCCACACAUUAGGGACCAUGAUGUAGGAUUGAACACCACCAGCCUGCCGCUCUCUCCAGGGCGAAGGUGCGCUCCAGUGGUCACCAACCAGCUACAGGCGGAGGUACAGGCUGUGGCUGUAGGCCAGCCUGCAGUCAUACAGCGUCAGGAGAGUAGAGCUGACUGUGUUGCAUCUGCAGUGGCUGUGUGCUCCUGGGAACUCCAUCUUUUUGUGUUCUUCUCUCAAACAUUUGUGUGAAACUGAACCUUGGGCACUCCUCUCUCUCAUGAGUAGAUGAUUCAUUCUGUUUUUUUUGUCUGAUACUCUGUAUGAGUAAGACUUCUCUUUUCGGGCAGUGGGCAUAGGAUAUAACUGAUUGAUCUACGCAGUGUGAGGCUUUACCCAAAGUAACUCGCACAGGAGGCCACAUACUGUAUAUAUUGUAUAACUGUACUGAGGAAAAGUUACAAGAUCCACCUGUGUCAUUACACUUUAAUAGAUGUAAUGUUGGAGCAAUGUGGGGCCUUUGGUCCCGGUCUCUGAGAAUCACUCUUACUGAUGUACAGAGCUUUUCCUUUGUUUUCUUGUUUAAACAAGAGUCAUGAGCGGAGAAUUGGAUAUUAAUAAAUUAAAUGUAUCUCAAUUCAGUCAUUGUAUUUUAAAUAAAUAAAUCAUCCAUAUGGUUUUAUCUUUA
Molecule: messenger RNA, 2952 nt
Organism: Cyprinodon tularosa
Lineage: Eukaryota; Metazoa; Chordata; Actinopteri; Cyprinodontiformes; Cyprinodontidae
Product: calcium-binding mitochondrial carrier protein Aralar1-like
Exons: 18
Coding region: 151-2202 (683 amino acids)
Biological process (GO): malate-aspartate shuttle; L-glutamate transmembrane transport; aspartate transmembrane transport
Molecular function (GO): L-glutamate transmembrane transporter activity; calcium ion binding; L-aspartate transmembrane transporter activity
Source: RefSeq, a predicted model, not a curated record